Molecule: messenger RNA, 1999 nt
Organism: Oryctolagus cuniculus (rabbit)
Lineage: Eukaryota; Metazoa; Chordata; Mammalia; Lagomorpha; Leporidae
Product: left-right determination factor 1
Biological process (GO): anterior/posterior axis specification
Cellular component (GO): extracellular region
Molecular function (GO): transforming growth factor beta receptor binding; cytokine activity; growth factor activity
Source: RefSeq, a predicted model, not a curated record
UGGCUCUCAGCACACGCAGCUGCACCCCAGGCCCUCCUGCAACCUCUGAGACAGAGCACCAUGUGGCCCCUGUGGCUCUGCUGGGCACUGUGGCUUCUGCCCCAGGCCGGGCCCGGAUUGGCCCUGACCGGGGAGCAGAUCCUGGACAGCCUGCUGCAGCAGCUGCACCUCCGCCAGGCGCCCGUCCUGGACAGAGCCGACGUGGAGGGCCUGGCCAUCCCUGCCCAUGUGAGGGCCCAGUACCUGGCCCUGCUGCAACACAGCCGCCGAGACCGCUCCCGCGGGAAGAGGUUCAGCCUCAGCCAGAGCUUCCGAGAGGUGGUGGGCAAGUUCCUGCUGUCGGACGCCUCCACGCACCUGCUGGUGUUCGGCAUGGAGAAGCGGCUGCCGCCCAACAGCGAGCUGGUGCAGGCCGUGCUGCGGCUCUUCCAGGAGCCGGUCCCCAAGGCGGCGCUGCGCAGGCACGGGCUGUCCCCGCGCCACGCCCGGGCGCGGGUCACCAUCGAGUGGCUGCGCGUCCGUGAGGACGGCUCCAACCGCACCUCCCUCAUCGACUCCAGGCUGGUGUCCCUCCACGAGAGCGGCUGGAAGACCUUCGACGUGACCGAGGCCGUGACCUUCUGGCAGCAGCUAGGCCAGCCCCGGCAGCCGCUGCUGCUGCUGGUGUCUGUGCACAGGGAGCACCUGGGUCCCGGGGCAUCCAGCGCACACAAGCUGGUGCGUUUUGCCCCGCAGGGGGAGCCUGGCGGCGUGCAGGGCGAGCCGCAGCUGGAGCUGCAUACCCUGGACCUCAAGGAUUACGGAGCUCAGGGCAAUUGUGACCCUGAGGUGCCACUGACCGAGGGCACCCGCUGCUGCCGCCAGGAGAUGUUCGUGGACCUGCAGGGGAUGAAGUGGGCCGAGAACUGGAUCCUGGAGCCCCCAGGCUUCGUGGCCCACGAGUGUGUGGGCAGUUGCCGGCAGCUGCCAGAGCCCCUGUCUUUCAAGUGGCCGUUUCUGGGGCCACGGCGGUGCAUCGCCUCGGAGACUGCCGCAUUGCCCAUGAUCGUCAGCAUCCAGGAGGGAGGCAGAACCAGGCCCCGGGUGGUCAGCCUGCCCAACAUGAGGGUGAAGCAGUGCAGCUGUGCCUCGGACGGGGCACCUGUGCCCAGUAGGCUGGAGCCAUAGCCUCCCCAGUGUAGCUCCUGAGGCCUCUGCCCAGACACGGCCAUAGCGGCAGUCUUAACGUAGGUCUUAUCUGUAUACUUAGUUACCACUGUCCCAAUUUAGUGCCCCCAUGUAGCCUUUGCCCUGUGUUCUUCCACUUCCUGUCCUUGUCCACCGCCCAUCCUAAGCACUUACGUGAGUAAAGAAUGCAGCUGUAGUGGGAGACCCUGGCCUGCUUAUUAAAGGACCAAGCUGAGCAAUGGACAGAUGUUCCGCGGAGAAGUUCUGUUCUCUGGCUGGUUAAUUCUCAACUGAGUGUGGGACAGCAAAACCUUAUGACGAGAACUGAGGAAGCUGAACUGGUUUACUCUAUUCUAUGGUGAAACAAAGGAACAAAAAUCCCUGCUUCUCCUAGACAGGGAGAAUGUCUGAAAAAGAGGCCCCUGUCCUCCCAGAUACUGACCCCUUCGGGACUGUUGUAAACACACCCAAGUUCCCUCUCCCCAGAUAGGGUACCAGGAGGAAGGCUGAGGGCUUCUGGCUGGGGCAGUGGGCAUGGAACCAGGCACUUGACUUCUGCGUCUGGUGGGGCUGCACGAUGGGACUUCAAGCACAUGCAGAAGACUUUGGGCCACCACAUUCUCUUGAAAAGGGAGGAGUGGGCUCCGGCUGCAAGACCUCAUUGCUGCUAGGACCUGCCCUGCCCUUCAGAAACUCAGCACUGAGGGUGCUGCCCUGUUGUAGGGAACUUAGCACCAAAGACCACUGGUCUUUACAUUGUUUUUUUCUUUUUAAUGUAGCAAAAACAACUGAAGGUAGAAAAGCCGAAUAAAUAAAGCAAAACGAUGUUUCA